Sesamum indicum (sesame) is the source of this 4435-nucleotide messenger RNA. Its product is annotated as pentatricopeptide repeat-containing protein At4g13650. Gene Ontology annotation, biological process: RNA modification. Gene Ontology annotation, molecular function: RNA binding; zinc ion binding; protein binding. NCBI's taxonomy places the organism in Eukaryota, Viridiplantae, Streptophyta, Magnoliopsida, Lamiales, Pedaliaceae. The record is from RefSeq and is a predicted model, not a curated record.
GUGGGCUGGGGCCUCCAGCAAACCGAAGAAAAACCAGAAUUGGAGAAAACCUGAAUCUGCGCCGGACCAUCACCGUCCUCUCGUCUUUCUUCCGCUGCUACUGCCUUCUCUUUCUUUAUUCUCUUCCCUUUAUCUUCUGUUCGUCCCACCUACUAUUCAUCUUAAUUUCUGGGUUUUUUCCCCUGAUUUGUUUUGUAAAAAAUGUUGAUUAUGGUGUAGUUUUUUCUAAUUGUUUAAUGUCAUGACUCAUUCUUGCUAGAAUAUACAAACAAUUUGAUGAUAUUUUCUGCAAGGCGGUGCUGUCCUUUGAAAAGGAGGCGCGUCUCCCACCUUGCGCCCUGCGCCGAAGCUCCGGAGGACAUUUACACAUUUUGAAGUCUAUGCUGGAGAGUAGCAGAGGACUGUGCUGUACUCAUUCAUGGGAUAGAGAGUAGUGUUAAGUGCAUAAAGGAUAGUCAUCAAGGCUGCUGUAUAUGAUUUUCUUAUGACAGAUUGUGUAUGAUUCACUCUAGGCGACUCCAUGACACCAAAUUUCGGAAUAAUCAGAAUGGCCUUUGUGCUUAAUGAGCAAGACUCUUUUCCUAGUUCUUCCUCCCAAGUCCCAAUCAGCAGAAACUAGCGACUGUUUGGACCCGCUCCCGAGCCACGGAGCGGGUGAUGGUGCUAAAAUGCACGUUGUUUGCUUGAUGGUUCCCGUAAGGAUUCGUAAGUCGUUGGUUCACUUCUCCUUACACCGAUUAUGGCUCAAUGUUUCAUCAAAGUUCUUUCACAAGUGGCAUCAAUCUUGUCGGGUCCCAACAUCCACUUUUGCUGCUUUUAGCAGCAGUGCAGCGUCUUGUGUCCUUGAUGAAGCUCCAACUGAAGAAAAUGUCCACAGCUUUGCUGGAAUCCACUCUGAGUUAAAGAAGGGUAAUGUUUUGUGUUUUGACUGGCAACAAGAAAUUCACAGAACUCCUCCAACUUACCGUGAAAGUCUUCGAGACAAAUGCCUGGAAAUCAGAUGCUCACCAGAUGCCAAGAACUUUCAAGGAGAAGAUUUGAGAACUUUGUUGCAUGAAUCUGGUGGAAUUUCUGGUCAGCUUGCUGAUAUUUGUGCUGUGUCUAAUAUUCUGCGGGCUUGCAGUGGUGCUAAUGUUGCUUUUCACUUUGUUCAACAGAUCCAUGCUAAAAGCAUCCGUCUUGGUUUCAGUAAAAGCCCACUCGUUUGUAAUCCUUUGAUCGAUAUGUACCUUAAGAAUGAAUUUCUGGAUUCUGCUAUCCAAAUUUUCAAAAAUAUGUGUACAAGGGACAGUGUUACUUGGGUUGCCAUGAUAUCAGGCUUGUCCCAAAGCUGUCAUGAAGUAGAGGCUAUCCAUCUUUACAGUGAGAUGCGAAAGUUAGGAGUAUUCCCCACUCCAUAUGUCUUUUCAAGUGUUAUAAGUGCCUGUACCAAGAUAAACUUGUAUGAACUUGGGGAGCAACUUCACGCUCUGAUCUUCAAGUGGGGUUUUUCAUCAGAACUUUUUGUGUGCAACUCUCUCAUUGCACUAUAUUCUAGAUGUGGGAAUUUAACAUUUGCUGAACUGAUUUUCAGUGAAAUGCUGUGUAAGGAUAAAGUUUCAUACAACACUCUGAUUUCGGGCUUUGCUAUGCAAGGAUCAAACGAGAAAGCUCUCCAGUUAUUUGAGAAAAUGCACAGUGAGUCCUUGAAACCUGAUAGUGUUACAGUUGCUUGUCUCUUGGGCACAUGUUCAUCAAUUGGGGUUCUUCAUAAGGGAAUGCAACUGCAUUCAUAUGCAAUCAAGGCAGGCAUGUGCUCAGAUAUCAUCAUAGAGGGUUCUCUGCUAGACCUCUAUGUAAAAUGCUCUGAUAUUAAAACAGCCCAUAAAUUCUUCGUCGCAACUCAAACAGAUAACGUGGUGCUAUGGAAUGUGAUGCUAGUAGCAUAUGGGCAGAUAGGCAAUCUCCAAGAGUCAUUCAAUAUUUACUCACAGAUGCAGAUUUUGGGUCUGCAGCCUAAUCAAUACACAUACCCUAGUAUUCUUAGAACAUGUACUUCUGUUGGAGCACUUGAUCUAGGUGAGCAAGUUCAUACUCAAGUGAUAAAAACUGGGUUCCAUCCAAAUGUGUAUGUCUGCAGCGUGCUUAUAGACAUGUAUGCCAAACAUGGAGAAUUGGAGACAGCCCUGAAAAUAUUCAGACGUCUUAAUGAAGACGAUAUUGUUUCCUGGACAGCUAUGAUUGCUGGAUAUGCUCAACAUGACAUGUUUGACGAAGCUCUUAAACUUUUUGAAGAAAUGCAAGAACGAGGAAUUCUAUCAGAUAACAUAGGGCUGGCAAGUGCUAUAAGUGCAUGCGCUGGAAUUCAAGCUCUCAAACAGGGACGUCAAAUUCAUAGUCAGUCGAUUGUCUCUGGUUAUUCUUCAGAUAUUUCAAUUGGAAAUGCACUUGUAUGUUUAUAUGCUAGAUGUGGUUGUACUCUGGAGGCACACUUAGCAUUUGACAAAAUGUAUGCUAGAGAUAAUGUUUCAUGGAAUGCAUUGAUAUCAGGAUUUGCACAAAGUGGAAAGAGCGAGGAAGCACUAAAGGUCUUUUCUCAAAUGAUUCAAGCUGGAGAGGAGGUUAAUAUGUUCACAUAUGGCUCUGCUGUUAGUGCAGCGGCAAAUUUAACGAAUGUAAAUCUAGGAAAGCAAAUUCAUGCCAGAACAAUUAAAACAGGUUAUGAUUGUGAGAUAGAAGUAUGUAAUGUAUUGAUCACAUUGUAUGCAAAAUGUGGACGGCUUAAUGGUGCCAGGAGGGUGUUCACGGAGAUGCCUGAGAAAAAUGAAGUUUCAUGGAAUGCUAUGAUUACAGGAUAUUCUCAACAUGGAUAUGGCAGGCAAGCUAUAGAACUGUUCGAGGAUAUGACACUGUUGCAAAUGAAGCCAAAUCAUAUAACAUAUGUAGGGGUCUUGGCAGCAUGUAGCCAUGUAGGAUUGGUGGAGGAGGGGCUGAAUUACUUCAGAUCCAUGCGUGAACAACAUUCCUUAGUACCGAGACAAGAACAUUAUGCCUGUGUGGUUGAUGUUCUUGGGAGGGCCGGUCAAGUUUCCCGUGCAAGAGCAUUUGUGGAGUCUAUGCCAAUUGUACCAGAUGCAAUGGUCUGGAGGACCCUCUUAAGUUCCUGCACAGUUCACAGGAAUACAGAAAUUGGUGAAUUUGCAGCAAGGCAUCUUUUAGAACUAGAACCUACAGAUUCCGCUACUUAUGUUCUCAUGUCAAACAUGUAUGCUGUUACUGGUAAAUGGGACAAUCGGGAUCAAGCAAGAAGACUCAUGAGAGACAGAGGUGUGAAGAAAGAGCCUGGUCGGAGUUGGAUUGAAGUAAAGAAUUCAAUCCAUGAAUUUUAUGCUGGUGAUAGACUCCAUCCUCUUGCAGAUGACAUUCACAAGUACUUGGAGGUUCUAAACAACAGGUUAGCUGCACUUGGUUAUGUUCAAGACCGAAGUAGCUUAUGGAAUGAUCUAGAGCUGGGGCAGAAGGAUCCAACUGCAUAUAUUCACAGCGAAAAGUUGGCUGUUGUUUUUGGACUUCUAAGUUUGUCUAAUAUGAUUCCCUUGCAUGUUAUGAAGAAUCUGCGUGUUUGUAAUGAUUGCCAUAAUUGGAUUAAGUUUGUCUCAAAGGUUGUUGAUCGAACUAUUAUUGUCCGUGAUGCAUACCGCUUCCACCAUUUUCAGAAUGGAUUGUGUUCAUGUAAAGAUUAUUGGUAACUUGGAACAACCAAUACAGAGGAUAGUAACUAUCUGCACUCACCUUGCUGGACUCCAAUAGGAUGCUUUUGCAGCUGCCAUGAGAUUGCCAUUUUCUAACUGGAAAUGGACCAUGAAGUGGGUUGCGAACUGCCGGGUACAUUUUCGAUGUUGGCUUGCUUUGGCCGCAUUCAGAGGUAUACUUGAUGCAAUCAUUAAAAUGAUCCGUACAGAGUGUUUUUGCUGCAUCCGUACUUUACGGGGUGAAGGAGGAGCUUGUUAAGGCCUAAUUCUCAGAAAAAGGUCUUCUGAAGAGUGUUAGAUGAUAUUAUUACCACCUGGAAGUUAUAUAUGCUGCUUAAAUUUACAAAAGCAAGUUAAGAGAGUGGGAUGGCACGGAAAAGAAGCAUUGUGGAGGUCAUCUCAUCGGUCAGCUCAGUCUCUUAAGACAUCACAUCACACAAAAUGGAGCGCGCUUGUAGUGUGGAUAUCUCUCAUCUGUGGAGGCUAUUCACCAUAACCUAUCCUGUGUCGUCUGUGUUGCAGAAUUCAAUCUAAAUUGUAAUGAGUAUCAUACAUAUAGCUCUCUCUCUCUCUCUCUCUCUCUCUCUCUCUGCCUUUGCAAUGUCCAGUUACCAAACCCACCCAAAGUUUAGUAAGUAAAGAUUAAGCCGUGUUCUGUAAAUUGGAUACUCAUAAUUUAUAUUUACAAAAUUGAUUCUUAUAAA